AUGUCCCCUCAUUUUAGAUACCUUGAGCUUGAUAAUAUUUAUACCAUUCAUCUCGCACUCUUGACUUUCCAGCACUUGGCGCUUUGCAGCCUGAUUCACCCCCUUAUGCGAACUAGACCGCAACCACACCGCAACUGGGAGAUUUCACCCUUAAAGCUCGCUAGGCAAGCUCUCAGUGCAUCUAACGAGAAGACUACGAUGGAAUUCUCGAAGGAAGCUUUAGACCUUGAGUCUGACAUCCGAUUCGAAUACGAUCCAUGGCUUCUCGAUGAUCAUCCCCUUCGAUCAUAUCCGACAGAGUGUGUUCCAGGCUUGUCACGUUAUCUCCAUGAAUACUACGAAUCCAUCGGAAAGCGAAGAGCGAUACUCUUCCGCACCGGGUGCCUUAUUCUUGGAUGCCUAGCCGCAUUCCAAUGUCUCCGACUGCUCCCAAUCAAUAUCAAACGGAUACUCUUGCCUCACGCUUCUAUGCCACGUACACACAUGCAGUUACAGAGUGGGCCGUGUACGUUCUCUACACUAGAUACGGGACCACAUGCCCUCAGGUCGUCUCCCAACGAGGGAUGUUAUAGCCUCCGAACGGCGGUCUGGAUGCACAACGGGGAGCUGCAGAUUGGAAACACAGUUGCGGAGACCAAGCCCGAGGACAUCCUGCAGCGACUCGGUCUCAACCAUCUUCUGGCGGAACUGGAAACUGAGAACGAUGCUACCACCCGGGCAUCUCUUAACCCCGAAAUGGCAGGCAGCUUUCACGCUGACGUGUCUCGGUCUUUCAUUUUAGUACUUGAUGCCAAGACACCGCUUCACGAGCUGUACCCACAUCUCGUUGAACAACUUGAUACUCUCCGGCAGAGGGGAUACCUGUCUCAUUGGGAUGGGCAGGAUGUUGUUCAGCGCCCUGUGACCGUCAUGGUUACUGGGGAGGCAUUCCCUGAGAGUGAUUGUGUCAAUCAUUCUUAUUCUGACAUUUUUUGGUCUGCUUUACCGGAAGGACGGUUUAUGACGAGUGACUUCACGAGUGAUGGCCUCCGACAUCUGUCGCCGGUGUGUAUAUAG
Molecule: messenger RNA, 1056 nt
Organism: Penicillium mononematosum
Lineage: Eukaryota; Fungi; Ascomycota; Eurotiomycetes; Eurotiales; Aspergillaceae
Exons: 2
Coding region: 1-1056 (351 amino acids)
Source: RefSeq, a predicted model, not a curated record